This is a messenger RNA of Lodderomyces parapsilosis, 1389 nucleotides long. It is a transcript of the gene ALG2, whose product is annotated as GDP-Man:Man(1)GlcNAc(2)-PP-dolichol alpha-1,3-mannosyltransferase. Lineage: Eukaryota; Fungi; Ascomycota; Pichiomycetes; Serinales; Debaryomycetaceae. Bases 1 to 1389 code for a protein of 462 amino acids. Gene Ontology annotation, molecular function: alpha-1,3-mannosyltransferase activity; GDP-Man:Man(1)GlcNAc(2)-PP-Dol alpha-1,3-mannosyltransferase activity. The transcript has a single exon. The record is from RefSeq and is a predicted model, not a curated record.
AUGUCGUCGAAAAAGCCAGGAGGUAUUGCAUUCAUACAUCCGGAUUUGGGAAUUGGCGGUGCUGAAAGGCUAGUGGUUGAUGCGGCAAUGGGUUUACAAAACUUGGGCAACCAAGUGGUCAUUUAUACAUCACAUUGCGAUCUUAACCAUUGUUUUGAUGAAGUGAGUUCUGGUCAAUUAAAAGUAAUUGUUUAUGGUGAUUUUCUACCCACACAGUUUUACAAGAAAUUUCACAUAUUAUUCGCCAUCCUUCGUCAAUUGUAUUUAACGCUUGUGUUGAUUAUUUCGGGAGACAUAAAGAACUAUGAUUUUUUCAUUGUUGAUCAAUUAUCCUUUUGCAUCCCACUUUUAAAUUUAUUCAGUCUUGCAACAACCAGAGUCCUUUUUUACUGUCAUUUCCCUGAUCAAUUACUAACGAAAAGGGCCAGUUUCUUAAAGAGUCUUUAUCGGGUGCCGUUUGAUUUCAUUGAAGAAUGGACUACAGGAUGCAGUGAUCAAAUUGUCGUUAAUUCAAACUUCACCAAGGGAAUAUUUCACAACACAUUCAAGAACCUACGCGAUAUAGACCCCGGCGUCAUUUACCCGUGUAUCGACAGAAACAUUGAGGAGACCGAGGAAACACGCAAAUCAAAUGAAGAAGUUGUCAAUUUCUUCAAAAAUUCCAAGUUUUUCUUGUCCAUCAAUAGGUUCGAAAGGUCAAAGAAUAUAGAACUUGCCAUUAAGGCCUUUGCAAAACUGAAACGAAUUCUUCCCGGGAAACCAAGAUUGGUCAUUGCAGGAGGAUACGACGCUAGAGUGCUUGAAAAUGUGGAAUACUUGAAAGAGUUGGCCAAACUUUGUGAUGAUUUAAAGUUGACGAAUUUUACCAUACGAGGGAAGCUUCUUGUCAUGCCACCAUCGACUGAAGUUUUGUUUCUACCAAGUGUUAAAACGUCGCUUAAAACAUCGCUUUUGAAAUAUGCCGAACUUCUCUUGUAUACUCCAGGAAGAGAACACUUUGGUAUUGUUCCUGUUGAGAGUAUGCUUUACAAAACACCGGUAUUGGCAAUCAACUUUGGAGGACCAUUAGAGACCGUGGUCAAUUACGAUGGAACCAAUAUUGACGAAGCGACUGGGUUCACCAUUCCCGGGGAUCACGACAAAUGGGCUAAAACCAUCACGAAAUAUUACAAUGAAACCGGAGAUGACAUCAAACGGAAAUUGGGAGAGAAUGGAUACAGUCGAGCUAUAGAGAAGUUUUCUCGAGAUCAAACCAGCUAUGAAUUUGUAAAGAAUUUGGAGUAUGCAGCAAGAAGCAAGAAAAGAGUUCUUGUCCCUCAUUGGAUACUUUCAUUAGUGCCUGUUGUUGUUGUAACUAUAGCUUAUGUUCUAUUCAGAGCUGUUUAUUAA